This is a messenger RNA of Oncorhynchus kisutch (coho salmon), 1669 nucleotides long. RefSeq names its product V-set and immunoglobulin domain-containing protein 1-like. The transcript has 7 exons. The record is from RefSeq and is a predicted model, not a curated record. Lineage: Eukaryota; Metazoa; Chordata; Actinopteri; Salmoniformes; Salmonidae. Gene Ontology annotation, biological process: epithelial cell morphogenesis; maintenance of gastrointestinal epithelium. Gene Ontology annotation, cellular component: plasma membrane. The coding region runs from base 193 to 1170 and encodes 325 amino acids.
CAAAAUUAGCCUGUACACUACCACAGAGUCCCCACAAGCGUGUACAGUACGCGCUACCUAGGCGUUGCCCAUUACAACUUAGUUGAUAGGUAAGAACUUGAAAAGGUGAGGGAUUUUGAGGUAGUGUGAGCAAUACCACUCCUGACUGGCUUAUUGAAGGAGACAGAAAUACGCACCAACAUUUCCUUUAAAAUGUACUCCACACUGAAAAUGGUGCUGCUGCUCGGCAUGAUGGGUUGUGGGCAUUUCAUCACAGUGACGGUUCCCCAGAAGUUUGAGAACGUGACAAAGGGUGAAAGUGCUCUUCUCCAGUGCACCUUUGUUACCACUGAGCAGAAAACCAGUGACCUCAUCAUCCAGUGGAAUUUUCUUUCCAAAACCUCCAUGGUGCCACAGCAGGUGUAUUACUCUCAGUCAGGAGAGGGCGUGAUUUCCAAACCAUAUGAAGGCAGGUUGAAGCCUUCCAGCUCUCCAGCUUCUACCAACAAUGCCUCAAUAACAAUAAGCAACAUGAAAGUGUCCGAUGCAGGGGCCUACACCUGCGAAGUCCGCAACUUCCCUGAUGUCAGUGGGAAGACUGAGGCAACUAUCAUUGUCAACAUUCUUGAGAUGCCCUCUGUGCCAUUCUGUGCUGUCCAUGGUGAUGUGGAGUCUGGUCACCUGGUUACCCUCACCUGCCACAGUGAGCAGGGAAGCCCCACCCCCUCCUAUACCUGGACAAGACUGGACCAGGACAAGACCAAUAAACCUGUGCUGGGGUACACCGAUCCGAAUAUAGGAUCCUUGUAUAUUAGAAACAUAUCCCAGUUUGAGUUUGGAGAGUACCAGUGCAGUGCCUCUAAUGAUGUGGGAUCUGCCACUUGCACUGUGGAGCUCAAUCAUGAGCUAGGUGAUGGGGCCAUUGCUGGUGCAGUCAUUGGAGCACUUCUUGGAGCUCUCCUAAUCAUCCUUAUUGUCUUGUACAUGACACACUCCAUGAAGAAGCAGAAAUACAAGGAUAUCAAGGAAACAGAGAUGCAGGCCAAACCUAAGAGUUCGACCACGGUGGCGUAUGAAGGUGUCCCUACCAUGGGGAGUAGCCACCAGGCCUUUGUAACCUCCGAGGGGGUUCCCAUGGCAACGCAUACCCAUGUCCAUGCUGACGCUGAUGGAGAAGAGGCCGAGGCUUAGGAGAAGCCUGACACACACGUCUGGGGUGACAUCACUGUCUGGGGUGACAUCACUGAUCUGGGGUGACAUCACUGAUCUGGGGUGACAUCACUGUCUGGGGUGACAUCACUGUCUGGGGUGACAUCACUGAUCUGAAAAACACUGCUGCACUGAAGGUUACCAAUGCCUGUGUGUUUGGAGAGUGAAUCCAUAGCAUUUUUUAUUUUGUUUCUGAGUUUGUGUUUUUGUAUAAUGUGUGUUUUAUUGACACAUUUAAAUAAUGCUUCGUAUUUGUUUUGUCAUUUUAAGAAACUUAAAGUUAUUGUAUUCCGAAUAUCUUUCUUUCACACGCAAAAAAUACUAAUCACUCUACAGCCUGAUUCAUUCUAAUAUGUGGUAAUCCAUCCAUUCCCUGACUAGAUUUCAUGAUCUAUUGCCAAUUGCAUAUUCAUUGUGACAUUCUAACCAAUAAUGACUCAUCCAGGUUUUCUGGAAAAAAUAAAGAAUUUUGCAUAAACUG